AUGGAGACGACGGCUCCAGCUGCAAAGCGGCCACGGAAAGAGUUCAAGGACCCGCUGGCGACUUGCCGCGGUACGAGCAAAGUCCUCAUACUGGACGGCGGUCUUGCCACACACAUCGAAGCGCUGGGGGAAGACAUUGACCACUCCCUCUGGUCUGCUCGGUGUCUGGUGAAGAAUCCCUCCGUCAUCAAGCAGGCGCAUGCGGAUUACUAUGAAGCUGGUGCAGCGGUUGCCAUUACAGCCUCAUACCAGGCCCACUUUGACGGCUUCCGGGAGCUCGGGUUCGGCGAGGAGGAGGCGGUGAGUGCGAUGAAGCGAUCGGUUCAGCUGGCGCGAGAGGUGGCUCCGCCCAAUGCGCUGGUGGCUGGUAGCGUCGGCAGCUACGGUGCCUCGCUGCAUAAUGGCGCGGAGUACACUGGCGACUUCCCAGGCAUGGACGAGGAAAAGCUCAUCGCCUGGCACAGGCCACGUGCCAAGGCGCUUGUCGAGGCGGGCUGCGAUGUCCUCGCCUGUGAGACGGUGCCCUGCCUCUUGGAAGCUCGAUCGCUUGUGUGCCUCCUUAAUGAACUGCAGCACCCGGCUUGGGUCACAUUUUCGUGCAAGUCUGACUCGGAAGUCCAUUCCGGCGACACCAUCGCAGACUGUGUUGCUGCAGUUGGCGCUUGUGACUGGGUUGUUGGAGCUGGGGUAAAUUGCACCCACCCCAACUUCGUGUCUGGCUUGGUGCGCCGCUGCCGUGAAGUGCUUCCGGCCGCGAAGAGCGUGGUCGUGUACCCCAACUCGGGCGAGGUAUGGAAUGGAACGACCCAUACCUGGGAGACUUGCACUGCCACAGCUGAUGAGCAGUUUGUGGAAAUGGCGCGCGAGUGGCUCAAGCUGGGCGCCAAUUGUAUUGGAGGCUGCUGUCGCACUGGGCCGGCCACCAUUGCGGCGCUCAAAAGAGGGCUGGCCCAGUGA
Molecule: messenger RNA, 957 nt
Organism: Symbiodinium pilosum
Lineage: Eukaryota; Dinophyceae; Suessiales; Symbiodiniaceae
Source: the annotation of a GenBank genome assembly